Messenger RNA from Dendroctonus ponderosae (mountain pine beetle), 4609 nucleotides. It is a transcript of the gene frtz, whose product is annotated as WD repeat-containing and planar cell polarity effector protein fritz. Bases 390 to 3050 code for a protein of 886 amino acids. Gene Ontology annotation, biological process: nervous system development; cilium organization; establishment of protein localization. Gene Ontology annotation, cellular component: axonemal basal plate. Gene Ontology annotation, molecular function: protein binding. The record is from RefSeq and is a predicted model, not a curated record. Lineage: Eukaryota; Metazoa; Arthropoda; Insecta; Coleoptera; Curculionidae. The transcript has 9 exons.
CAAUGCCACUGGACAGAAGUUUACUUUUAUUUUCUUUUCAUAAUAUAUAGAAAGUCUGUACAGAAUUUGUAUUAAAACUGAUUAAAAGCUGAUACACUUUAAAUUAUAAGUAUUUUACGCUCAUAGUUUAAUAACUAUAGUCAGUUUUGUCUAUCUUUCUCGAACAGUAUGCGAUAAACAAGCAAACCUUUAGAUUUACACAAUCAGGGAAAAUAAGUAAUUUCAGUGUCAAAUUGACUUGUCUUUUUUUAGUUUGUCAAUAUUUUCAUUUAGUUUGCUUUGAGGCAGAGCUUUGAGUUUUCUUUUGCCUUUAAAAAUAAGAAUGAAAACAUGUUUUAUUUUGCGUGAAAUGGAUUCAACUUCGAACACUUUACCGGUUUAAUCCAAUCAUGACAGCAUUUUUAAGCCAGAUCCACUUUUGGACUACCCAAGAAGAUGUUAUUAUCAAAGAUACAGAUUAUGGUUGCUAUAAGUAUUUCCAAAAGAAAGAAGCUGGUUUAUCACAAAAUGCCCAAGCCAAAAAAGAAUUUUGUGAGCAAUGUGGAAUUAUUUAUAUUCCAUUCAAUAAAAGGCCAGAUAAGCUACGAGAUAGGUUGAAAGAACUUGAGGAAUACUUAGUUCAUAAUAAGAUAGUGUAUUACAAUUGGGACGAUAGCAAAUUAAAAAUUUUACUAUCCACAGGCCUUAUAGUCAAUUUGACUGUCAACUUAAAGACUGGUGAUCUAAUUAAUAUAAUUUUUGAUAAACAGUUAUUUCUUAAGCUGCAGGUUAAUAUAAUUUCUGACGGUGCAAUUUUCGGGUCACAAGUGAUUUGUGUAUGUAAUGAUGGUCAUGUAUUGGGCUUUGGUGGUUCAUGGAAAGAUGGUUGGGUUUUGGAUGGAGGUCCAAGACGACGGCUACAUUACCACAAUGAUUGGCUGGUAGUGUACGGGAAAACGGAGGCAGAACAUCCUCAGCCUUGGAGCCCUCUAACUAAAGAUCAUCAAAGGGCAAAUUUACAUUUGUACUGGAUCGGAAGUAGGGAUCCGGAAUUGUUAGCUUACAAAAAAACCGAUGGAGAACCUUUGUUGAUUGUUAUAAGCAAGAUUUGCACUAGAACACUUAUUGUAGUUGAACAGAAAGUUUCACAGAAAGGGGCUGUGUCAGUGGAAGUUAGUAAUUUCGAAUUAAUUGCGAAUACUCUUAAACGAAUCUCAGUAACGUCAGUGCCUUUACAAACACAUGUAAGUUGCACUGUUUUAAGCGAUAAUGAGGAGAGGCUUUUGAUAGGCUGUAUAGAUGGAUCUCUGGCAAUACUAGACCGAAAUCGAGGAUCGACAAGAAUUGUUAAAGCUGCUUUUAUUGCUACCUUAGCGGCUUGGCAUCCUGAAGGGGCAAUUGUAGCUGUUGCCAAUGAGAAAGGAUAUAUCCAGUACUAUGAUACCGCACUUAAUUCAAUCAAGAGCCAAUUAACUAGUGAAGAUUGCACACCUGCCACACUCCUAGAUUUAAGCGGGUAUUUUAAUGCCCAAUUUAAUGUAGUUUCCUUAAGCUGGGGUCCAAAAGACUUAGUCAUCUCUUUUGAGCAAGGGCCUUUGGCAAUUUUAACUCAUUCGGAAGGCUCACUGGGUUUUAAAGCGAUUGCUCGGCGUUAUAUCAAAUCUGGUAAAAUUGAACAAGCAGUUCGUCUGCUUUUAAGCUGGGACUUUAGUGAAAAGGUUUUUUUCGUUUUGCAUCAAAUAACCAUGCAACUUCUUAGGAAACCUCUGACUGAAGAAGUUGCUCGCUAUCUCCAGGAAGCAUUAGGCUCGUUUCACAGUUCGCCCAUACCGUUACCAACGCAAAUAAGGCAUAAAUUCGGUCAUCAAGUCAUGUGUAUAACAAGGCGAUUUUUCUACCAACUAGUUCGAACUCGCAUGUUUGAAACGGCAUUCUUAUUGGCUGUGGAUGUGGGACAUCACGAUUUAUUUAUGGACUUGCAUUAUAUUGCGGUCACAUUAGGUGAAACAGAAAUGGCUGCAGCUGCUAGAGCUCAAGCUUCAGCACUUCUAAGCCGAUGCUCCAGUGAAGCCUCAAACUGCUCACGAUCGUUAUGCUCUCAAUGUUCGGAUAGUGAGAGUUGUAGCAGUACCGCAAACUAUGAAGGCAACUUAAAUAACACAACUUCAAAAUUAGAGUUAUCUGCCGAAAACGUUUUAACAACCGAUUUUAUGCAGCCAAGUCCAACUACAUAUAGGUCGGAAAAUGAAGUGAAGACUGUUGAGAUAUCUAAAAAACCGUUUCCCCUCAAAGCAACUUAUGUUAAAGCUCCACAAGUGCCUGCUGAUUUUUUGAAACAAACGCUAGUGCCUCCACCGGUGCCACAGUUACCUUUCUAUAGAGCUUUGGAAGCACCUUACAGACCUCAGUAUGUGGAAAAUGCAGCCAAUCAACUAAAACCCACCAGCUCAAAUCAAAAAGAUAUAGACACGACCAAAAGUAAUAUUCCGACAAAUCAGAAUAUGGAUUAUAAUAUUUCUGGACUACCGCAAUAUUCAACGCAUAUACCGUCCAAUAAUUUCAACGUUCUCAAGGAGUCCAAACACCAUUAUAAUUCCUUAAGCAAAGAAUCUCCACCCCUACCUCGAAUUACAAAUAUCAGCUCCAAAUUGUCCAGAAGUUGUCAUACCUUGAAUAAUCAAGAUGAGCGAGUGGUAACUUUACCUCCACCAUCUGCGUUUUUAAAUGUUGAAAAUCAUCUGCCAUUAGACAACCUUAUUGAUUUUGAAGAAUCAACGCCAAAAAUACCAGCAACAAGCACAACAACUAGCUUGAAAAAAGUGCACACUAAAGUUAAGUUUUCAGACACUGUUACAGCUUUUAUAGUUCCUGAAGUGAAGCGGGCUGUUAAACCACCCUUGCCAUCACAUAUCACCGAUCCUCAAAGAGAAUUAGCCGAAAGUUUACCAUUAUGUCAUCCAAAUGAGGAUUAUUUGAAGGAUUUUGCGCCAGUCCGGAAAGAAGGCGAUAUUGAAUCAAGCGAAUCUACCGCUCCGCCAAAAAUCAAAGUUGUACACUUCGGAGUUGUGUAAGUGUGUUCUUAUUAACUACUGGUUUCAUAUGAAUUUGCAAACUGUUAGUUGAUCAGUAUUACUUUCAUUAUCUUAAUUUCUCAACAAUUUCAAUAAUAUGAUGAUAUUCUAAAGAAAUAAGUGACUUUCACUCUAACAGUAUUAUUUCGUAUUAUUUUGGUGACUGAACUGCAAUUUUUAUUUUUUUUGGCUAUUUUGGCAAACAAUGAUUGUAGAUGUUAUAGACAAACAUCUAUUAGUAACUCUUCGCAGCAAAAAUGCCUAUUUUUAGAUGUAUUCGGUUUUCUAUGGCACAUUUCAAUGUUUAUCAUAUAUAUAUCAAUGAUAAUCGCGAAAACGUGACGUAAUUCAUUAUAUACGAAAGCUUAUUUAGCAUCGUUAUCAACUUUACAUUACGCAAAUCGGUAUUUAUAUUUAAAGUCACUUUAAUAUUGUGUAAGUAUUGCGGUUUGAUUUUUUUUGCAAUUAAACAUAGUUGAAUAGAAGAAAACUCGAAAAUAGUUACUUCUGGCUACCUCGAGCAGGGUUUAUAAUUAAAAAAAUAGACGGAUUUUUUUUCAAUUAAUAAACAUUAAAAGUUCGAAAUAAUUUACGAAUUUGCGUAACUUGUAAGGAAGAGUGUCGCUUUCAUUUGUAUUAAUUGAUAUUGAUAUCAAUUUCGUCUAUAUAUACUAUGCAAAAACACGAAAAGAUUGAAACUCAGAUUGUUUCAAUCUUACACAAGGUUUGUCACUUUCAACAGUUCCAGGGCUCCGAUUUGUUUCACAAUCAUGUUUGGAAGACGAAAAAAAGCUCUCUUCGCAUUAUCUUGGAUAAAUGCCGGAUUUGCCUUCCUGUUAUUUUAAUGCAUUUUUGGCAAUAAUUAUCAGUCAAAAAAACAUGGAUUUUUUCCAGUUUACUUUUUCAAAAUCUUUAAUCCAACUUUGAACGCAAUACAUAUUCGAAAUUUGCAAAACGGUUAUUUUUACUGCACUAUUUAAGAAGGCAUUUUAUGUCAUUCCUAUUACCACUCGCGAUAGCAUGAAUGAAAUAAUUGCAGUACGGAUCCUUUGCAUUUUCAGAUAUUUCUAGAAAUUAACGUGAUUUAAGGAGUAAGAAGGGUAUCUUAAUUAGAUCAUAAAUCAUCUUGUGAAUUUACGUAAAUAAAAAAAAAACAUUAAAACGUCAUUCAAAAACUACUUGUUGACUUGACUAUAAUUAUUAUAGAUACUCUUAAAAGUAGAUUUCGAAUUAGUACUAAUUUGUAUGAAAAAUCCAAUAAAAAUGACCGGAGCUGAUAUUCAGGGAUUUCAUAAUUUUAUCAUCGAAGAGCAAAAUCUAAAUAUAUUAUAGACUUGUGGUGUUUUUUAAGUAAUACUCUGUAUCAUUAAAGUAUUUAUUCUCUUCGCACUUUUCAGUAGUAACUAAUGAACUAUUACGUUAUUCCAUCCUUUAUCUUAUAUAAGUUAAUAAAUUAUAGAUUUAUUACUGUAAGUUUUCAUUUAUUUUAUACAAAUUUUAGUGUAUUUUAUUGUCUAUUGACGUACUGUUUUAUGUAAUAUAUUUUGAUACAAUUUUUU